This is a messenger RNA of Fusarium musae, 390 nucleotides long. RefSeq lists its product as uncharacterized. Gene Ontology annotation, molecular function: heme binding; monooxygenase activity; oxidoreductase activity, acting on paired donors, with incorporation or reduction of molecular oxygen. The record is from RefSeq and is a predicted model, not a curated record. The coding region runs from base 1 to 390 and encodes 129 amino acids. NCBI's taxonomy places the organism in Eukaryota, Fungi, Ascomycota, Sordariomycetes, Hypocreales, Nectriaceae. The transcript is spliced from 2 exons.
AUGUCUAAGCAAAUCCCAACCCCCAAAGGUUACCCUUUCAUCGGCAAUGUGCUCGAUGUGAACCCAGACCACCCUCAGGAAAGUCUUGCACAAAUUUCUGAAUCAUAUGGACCGAUCUUCAGACUCUAUCUUCCAGCUGAAAGGAUCUUUGUUGCUAACUACGCCCUCGCAAAAGACCUGUUUGAUGAGGCGAGAUUCGAGAAAGCUGUUAUAGGUCCUCUGGAACAAGUCCGUAAUGCUACUAAGGAUGGCCUGUUCACGGCGUACCCAGGAGAGCACAACUGGGAGGUUGCACAUCGAACCCUCAUGCCAGCUUUUGGGCCUCUUUCUAUCCAGAACAUGUUUGGUGGUGCGUGUGGUAUAACAUUUAGUUCUGGAGUCCUUUUCUAA